Messenger RNA from Neomonachus schauinslandi (Hawaiian monk seal), 420 nucleotides. RefSeq names its product maleylacetoacetate isomerase-like. The coding region runs from base 1 to 420 and encodes 139 amino acids. The transcript has a single exon. The record is from RefSeq and is a predicted model, not a curated record. Gene Ontology annotation, molecular function: glutathione transferase activity; maleylacetoacetate isomerase activity. Gene Ontology annotation, biological process: glutathione metabolic process; L-phenylalanine catabolic process. Gene Ontology annotation, cellular component: mitochondrion. NCBI's taxonomy places the organism in Eukaryota, Metazoa, Chordata, Mammalia, Carnivora, Phocidae.
AUGACUGAGUCUGGCAAGCCCAUUCUCUACUCCUAUUUCCGGAGCUCCUGCUCAUGGAGAGUUCGAAUUGCUCUGGCCUUCGACUAUGAGACCGUACCUCUCAACCUCAUAAAGGAUGGGGGACAGCAGUUCUCUGAAGAAUUCCGGGCACUGAAUCUGAUGCAGCAGGUGCCGGCCCUGAAGAUCGAUGGAAUCACCAUUGGCCAGUCACUGGCCAUCACUGAGUACCUGGAGGAAACUUGGCCCACUCCACGCCUCCUGCCGCAGGACCUGAAGAGGAGGGCCCAGGUGUGCGUAAUUUCCGAUGUCAUUGCCUGUGGUGUCCAGCCCCUGCAGGUGUGGCUCUGGACUUGCACCCCUGCACACCUCUGGUGUGCCUCCCCCCACGCGCUCUUACAUUUAGACACACGUGGAGUGUGA